AUGGUAGACUGGUCGUCCGUGGCGCAAGCCAUUGCGAUCGUUUGCGCUGUAUGGAGCACCUUUGUCUAUGCUGUGCAGUCCAUUGGUAUCGUUAGAAUCUUCCUCUCGUACUCUUCUCGCCUACGACCUGCCGUCUCCCCAUCUCUCAAGAAAGAAGAUGUACCGCACAUCACAAUUAUCCGUCCUGUCAAGGGUCUUGAGCAUGGCCUCUACGAAUGCAUAGCGUCCUCGUUCCGACAAGACUAUCCGCGCGACAAACUGACGAUUUACCUCUGCGUCGCCGAGAAGAGCGACCCGGCAUACCCCGUCUUAGUGAAGCUUGUGCAGGACUUCCCUGGUUUCGAUGCUCGACUAUUGGUCGAGGAGGAAGAUCCGCUGCUGCAUGGCACUGAUGGCCACAUCGAUAACCUAGGCCCAAAUCCAAAGAUCAGGAAUAUCAGUCGCGCGUACCGAGAGGCCAAAGGAGACAUCAUCUGGGUUAUGGACUGCAACAUCUGGAUUGCCAAGGGCGUUGCUGGCCGUAUGGUUGACAAGCUGUUGGGAUACGGACCAGGUGGGAAACAAGUCAAGCCUUACAAGUUUGUCCACCUUCUGCCAAUCGUCGUCGAUACUGUGUCUCGAGGAGACAUCUCAGCAGAGAAGCAAACGCUCCUAUCUUCGACCUCCGAGCCCAGCUCCUCGCAACACACCUCCGGCAAAGGCCAAAGUGUUUCGUUCCUCGAUUAUGCGAAGAGUCAAGGUGGUGGCCGACUCGACGAGAUGUUCAUGGCCACAAGCCACGCCAAGUUUUACUGCGCAAUCAAUACCGUUGGCGUGGCUCCUUGCGCCGUCGGCAAGAGCAAUAUGUUCCGCAAGUCGCAUUUAGACACCGUCACGGACCCGGCCCAAAACCCGAUAUUACCCAACAAGAACCUACCCAAGGGUAUCAACUACUUCUCUGAGUACAUCUGUGAGGAUCAUCUUAUUGGCGAUCUGUUGUGGAAGUCCAGUCUGCCGGGCAUGAAGAACCACGGACUCGUCAUGGGCGACCUUGCCGUUCAGCCAAUGGCCGGCAUGUCUGUACACGCAUACUUUGCCCGUCGCGCUCGAUGGCUCCGUGCGCGAAAGUGGACGGUCCUUGCCGCCACCUUAGUCGAACCUGGUGUUGAGAGUCUUCCCUGCUGCGGCUACUUUGCUUUUGCCGUCACUACCCUUCCCUGGUUCCACAAAACCUUUGGCACGUCGCAGACUUGGGGCGCAUUUGGCCUCUACUGGGCGGCUUUUACAACUAUUUGGAUGACGUUUGACUGGUUCACAUACAACCGCCUUCAUGCUGGGUACACUGUUGAAGUGGACGGGAACACGCCCAAGUUUGCCAGAGGCACUGCGACACCUGGCGGAGCACCCCCGAGGUCCUUUUUGGAGUGGGUGCCCGCCUGGCUUGGGAGAGAAUUCCUAGCUCUCCCCAUUUGGACGUGGGCUGUUUUCUGUGGCUCGACGGUAAACUGGAGAGGGCGAACUUUCAACGUUCGGUCAGAUAUGAGCGUUGUCGAGAUUGGCUCCCAGUCUUCAGCCCCGUACCAGGAGGCUAGCCAGCGGUCGAGAAGCAAAGACCGUUUGGAUUGA
Molecule: messenger RNA, 1605 nt
Organism: Colletotrichum phormii
Lineage: Eukaryota; Fungi; Ascomycota; Sordariomycetes; Glomerellales; Glomerellaceae
Product: ceramide glucosyltransferase
Exons: 2
Coding region: 1-1605 (534 amino acids)
Biological process (GO): glucosylceramide biosynthetic process
Cellular component (GO): membrane
Molecular function (GO): ceramide glucosyltransferase activity
Source: RefSeq, a predicted model, not a curated record